This is a messenger RNA of Macrobrachium nipponense, 972 nucleotides long. RefSeq lists its product as uncharacterized. The record is from RefSeq and is a predicted model, not a curated record. Lineage: Eukaryota; Metazoa; Arthropoda; Malacostraca; Decapoda; Palaemonidae. The transcript has a single exon. The coding region runs from base 1 to 972 and encodes 323 amino acids.
AUGGAGAAGUUAAAGAAAACAAGGAUGACAUGUCGAGGGUGGGUGACGAGAGCUUCCAAGGGUCUGAGUGACCUUCUGGAGUCUUCCGACACAACCAUUAGUCAAUUUGAGUAUGCCAUCAAGGAAUACGGCCAAAGACUAGCUAAGUUGGAUGAAGUCCAAGAAGCAAUAGAAAUUGAUGUAGCUGAAGAAGAACUAGAACAACUUUUGGACGAAGCCCAUGAGUUUAGAACAAAAAGUGUGCAGCCUAGGAUACAAGCUGAAGACCAGAUAAGGAAGUUAGCAGCAGCAGCGGGUCCUGGUUCUAAAGCUGGCAGUAUAAGUGGACAGUCUUCAUCUCAAGAAUCAGAUGUCACCAAUGUCAAGUUACCCAAGCUGGAACUGCCAAAGUUUAGUGGUGAAGUGACCCAAUGGCAUUCCUUCUGGAAUCAAUAUACUUCCCACAUCGAUGCAACAGACCUUCCAGUGAUCAGUAAGUUCACCUAUUUGCUGUCUUUGCUGGAGGGAGGUGCCAAGAAUGUAGUGAAGGGACUAGCCCAUUCCAGUGCUAAUUACCUGGUUGCCUGCAAACUACUGAAGGAACGCUACUACAAGCCAGAAAAGAUUAUUUUUGCUCAUGUCCAGGCAUUGUUAAAUGAUCAGGUCAACAUUAAUGUCAGCGGACCAAAGGGUGUAGCACAGCUGUGGAAAUUACAAGAUGACAUUCUAAUACACAUCCGCAGUUUGGAGGCGCUAGGCGUCACAAGAAAACAGUGUGAAAUGUUUCUUACACCUACCUUCCUCUCUUGUUUGCCCAGUGAACUGCAGCUAGAGUGGGCCAAGGAUGGUGAUGGACAUGAGAGUGAUUUAGAUUGGUCAUUGACAUUCUUAGACAAGGAAAUUUCAAGAUUAGAAAGGUCUGAAGCCUUUAAGGGAAAGAGUAGUAGUGAAGAAAAGAAAAUUGAAAGUAAGAGUUCUAAAGACAAGGUGUAG